Candidula unifasciata is the source of this 561-nucleotide messenger RNA. The record is from the annotation of a GenBank genome assembly. NCBI's taxonomy places the organism in Eukaryota, Metazoa, Mollusca, Gastropoda, Stylommatophora, Geomitridae.
GAGCGGCCAGAACCCACAGAGCAGGAACGUAAUCAGGCUGAGGUCCUGAAGCAGAGUUUCCGCAAAAUUGCUGGGGAAGACAUGGAAAUCGAUGCCUACGAGCUUCAGGAUAUUCUCAAUUCUGUGUUCACCAAAGAUACUGAUGAUUGUAAAUUUGCUUUUCCCGGGUUUGGAAUUGACUGUGCCAGGAGCAUGGUGGCAAUGCAUGAUGGCGACCUUUCUGGUAAACUUGGCUACGAAGAGUUCAAGGAGCUGUGGGAUGAUCUCAGGCGAUGGAAGGGAGUGUUCAAGGAGUUUGACAGAGACAACAGCGGCAACUUAUCAUCCUAUGAGCUUAGAAAUGCACUGAACCAUGUUGGUUUCCACAUCAGUAAUGGAACGUUCAAGUCGCUGGUGAUGCGCUACAGUGAUAAGAGUGGCCAGAUCAACUUUGGUGACUUCAUCAUGUGUGCCGUCAGACUGAAGACCAUGCUGACAUCUUUCAGGGGACAUGAUCCUCAGAACACUGGCUUUGCUCCUUAUGAUAUUGACAGUUUUAUCCAAACCACGCUUUACUCGUAA